CUACCAAUCGCAAAAGUUCUCUCGUUAAUUUUUUUUUUUUAUUUCAAUUUUAGGCCGCCUGUUCUCCAAAAUUUGAAAAACCUCUCCCCCUCGCCCUUCCUUCUCGUCUUCCGCAGAAACCAUCAGCCCACUCUCUCCUCCUUCGAUAACCUAAUUUUGGUUCGAUCUGUGAAUUUCAUUUCAUCAGAUGGAAGAUUCUGUGGAAAACAUCGAUCUCGAAGUGAAUGGGUUUAGUCUCAUCGACAUCUCGUGCGAGGACGAUUUUCUCAUCAACAAUUUCCCUGCUCGUGAUCCGCAGCAUCUGCAAUCCUCAGGAAAUCGUCGGGUUGAAUUUUUGGAAGUUGUGGAUGCCAACAAUGUAGAUAACUCAGUAGCAUACCAUGAAGAGCCUUCAGGGGAACAAGUACCUCAAUCACAAUCACCGGAAAUGACAAGGAAAAGUGGGAAGUACAACUUGCGAAAAAGUUUAGCCUGGGACAGUGCUUUCUUCACAAGCGCAGGUUUUCUGGAACCUGAGGAAUUAUCUAGCAUGAUUCGGGGCACAGAAAAGGGUGAAAAACAAGCAUUACCUGGAAUUCAAGAGGAAAUGCAUCGGUCCACAGAAUCAUUAUCUACAAUAGAAAGUGAUAGUUUGACACUAGAAAAUCUUGAGGGUGAUUUAUUUGAAGACAUCAGAGCUUCCAUCCAGAAAUCCAGCAAAGUUAAGAACACAACAAAUUUAAGCAGUAAAGGGGGAUCAGGAGGAACAGAAGCUUCAGACCUUCCUGUAAAUUUUCUCUCAGCUUCAAAGAAAGGGAGCCUUCCUUCUCAAGAUAAGAAAAUCACAGUUGCUGCCAAGAAGCAAAAUAUGGGAAUGCAUGGUGUAGGGAAAACAACAAAACAGGCUGGCGAGUUUUGUAAGCCACCAAAGAUGGUGGGAAGGGUUACUCCUAUCUCAAUAGUAUCAACCAAGAGAGCUUCCUUGAGCACUAACAAUCUCGAAACAGACAAAGAUAAAGCAAAAGCUUCCACUGCUGCCGUGAGAGGGGCUCCAACAUUGAGGCAACCUGCUUCUGGUGGUUUAAGAAAUGGAGUGCCUAAGCCUAGACCGCCACUGAAAUCUAGGGCCAAUUCGUCAGCAGCAUCGAGAACAGUGCUAAAAACGUUACGUUCCUCAAUAGAUAGCGCUGGAAGUACUUCCUCAGACAGCAGCGGUAAAUCUUCUUUGAAGUCAGUGAAAAGAAAAAAUGACCCCGGAACUCGUAAUUCUUCUACCCAUGAUCGGACCACUGAAAGUCCAUCAAGAAUUGCUUCAAAAAAGAAGAAUCAGUUGGGAACCUCACGUCUUUCAUCGUAUUUGACGUCUGUAAACCAACUCUCUUCUAGCAUAUCACCUGCUAGCUCUAUCAGCGAAUGGUCCUCAGAAUCAUCUUCAUCACAUGCUGCCAAUCAAAGGUCUAACAUUUCAAGAACUAGCCUUGACACUAGAAGUGGAAAACAAGCCUCUGCUGGUGGUGAUACUCUUCCUGGUUCAAAUGCUCAAAAUUGCUUGAAUGAUCAAGGCUCAGAUGGCCUUGAUUCUCAGAGUUCUGGUUCCAUGGAUGAUUGUUUAAAGAAAGCUUCAAGAGGAACUGGUGGACUUGUUCAACCAGCUUCAACAAAACCCACAGGCCUUCGAAUGCCAUCACCAAAAAUGGGCUUCUUUGAUGGGAUGAAAUCAGCAGCGCGCACUCCCAGUGGAAGCAUGCGCUCUCAUUCUGGCUCUCCCACUGGCUUUCCUAAAACAGAAGCAGAAAGUGUCAACUCAAGUUCGGCAAAGAUUGGAAAGAUUCAACCUGGCAGAGUUAAAUCAGAAGUUGUGAGAACCAAACCUGAUGCUCGGCAAACUUCCUUGAGCAUAAAGCAUGGUUCUCGUUCACCUCUUCAGGAAUGCUUCAAAGUCCCUACAGCUAAAAGAAAUGUCAGAGGUAGUCCUCUCUUGUCUCCAAAAAUUCAGGCGAAAAUAUCUCCCAGAACUAGUAAAGAUAGCAAGUUGACAACCGAGGUAGGUGGAUCUAAAGGAUGUGAUAUGGUUAUAGAUGACGUAUAUUUAGAAAAGGAUGGCAGCCUAGAUGUUCUAAACAAUGCAUUACAGGCGGAUUGCAAGGGUGUAACCUUUGUCAGUAAUAUCCAGAUUACCGCUACCAAUGGGGGAGCUGAUGUGGCUGGUUGUCGAAGUUCCAUUUGUGAUACUGAGAAGGUAAACCCACCUCAUAAAGGGGAUGAAGGUAAUGAUUCAGAAAAAGCUCAUCUUGAAGAUCAAGUUUUUGGUUUGAGUAAUCAAGUUGGAGCUUUGAAUAUCAAUAUGGACAAUCAUGAAGAGUUAACCAGUCAUUCUAUUUCUCCCGAUCGAGUUAAUAUAAGCAGUAAAGAUAACACUAUUCAAGAGUUCUCAAAGUUGCCAACAACAUCCGAAAGUGAAGAUAGCAAGUUGAUAACUGAGGUAGGUGGAUCUAAAGGAUGUGACAUUGCCAUAAAAGUGGUACCUUUGGAAACGGAUAGCAGCCUAGAUGCUCUGAAUAUUGCACUACAGAUGGAUAGCAAGGAUGUUAACCAUGUCAAUAAUAUCCAUAAUAGCCCUAUCAACGAGGGAGCUGAUAUUUCUGGUGGUCCAAGUUCCAUUUGUGACACUGAGAAGGUGCCCUCACCUCAUAAUGCUGAUGAAGGUGCAAUAUGUUGCCAAAGUUGUGCGAAGAAUGAUUCAGAAAAAGCUUGUCUUGAGGAUCAAGUUGAUGGUUUGUGCAAACUAGUUGGAGCUUUGAGGAUCAGUGUGGACAAUCAUGAAGAAUUAAUAACUGAUUCCCUUUCUCCUGAUCAAGUUUAUCUAAGCAGCAUGGAUAACUCUAUGCAAGAGUUGUCAAAAUCACCAAGAACCACCGAAAUUAUGGCCAAUGUUAGGACACCUCUUGCAGCAAAGGAUUCUUUAUGCAAUCAGAAUGGAUCAUUCGAUGCUUCGUCAGGAUUGAUAGUGGCCGACGUGGAAACGACAGCUAAAGAUGCUGUGACAUUCUAGUUGCAGUUUUUCUCAUCGUGGCCAUAUAUGUUAUGGAGUUAGAGCUGGCAAGAGGGAAUGUGUGUCCCACAGGAAUCUGAAGGUGACCUAGUUUACUAUUGGCAUUGCCUGCCCUGGAAUUGUCAUGUCAAAUUGUAUCUGAAAUUAUUUUUGACCACUCACUCGCUGCAAGUCUUUCUAAGCACAUAUUUUAUGCUUAAUUUUAUGUAUUAAUAAUGUGUUUUAUUUGCAAAUUUUUUAUAAAAUUCUUCCUCAUC
This is a messenger RNA of Tripterygium wilfordii, 3288 nucleotides long. RefSeq lists its product as uncharacterized. Gene Ontology annotation, molecular function: microtubule binding. Bases 188 to 3031 code for a protein of 947 amino acids. The record is from RefSeq and is a predicted model, not a curated record. The transcript is spliced from 9 exons. Lineage: Eukaryota; Viridiplantae; Streptophyta; Magnoliopsida; Celastrales; Celastraceae.